AUGGCCGUGCUGAGAGUUGGCCUGAGUCUGUUCCUCGAUGCUCCACGUGUACUCCAUGAGAUCGGGGUGGAGCGGAUCCUGCCUAUUACAUCUGACAGAGGAUCGAUGAGCGGCGAACUCGAAGAACGGUCGGCUGUGGAUACCCUCGUUAUUCGUGGUCUACUGUAUCGGCCGUUCGAUGGGGCGGGGGUGGGGUUGUCCUGCCGACCAAUCAGGGGGCGGGCUUAG
Molecule: messenger RNA, 228 nt
Organism: Nezara viridula (southern green stink bug)
Lineage: Eukaryota; Metazoa; Arthropoda; Insecta; Hemiptera; Pentatomidae
Source: the annotation of a GenBank genome assembly